Nerophis lumbriciformis (worm pipefish) is the source of this 1122-nucleotide messenger RNA. NCBI's taxonomy places the organism in Eukaryota, Metazoa, Chordata, Actinopteri, Syngnathiformes, Syngnathidae. The record is from RefSeq and is a predicted model, not a curated record.
AUGGUGGGCGUGGCCAUGGAGCUCGUCAAACAACGUCCGCACCGAUACCCGUUGUCGAUGCCUUGCCGAUAUCACGGGAGGAGGAACCCAUGCAGCUUGGAGGGAAUCGUCUCUCUCAAGCAGAGAGAGAUCGUCGCCUUCGUCUUCUGCUUUGUCUAUAUUGUGGAAAAGCUGAGCAUCGCAUCUACCACUGUCCUCAUCGUCCUGCACGCCGUCGCACUCAAGCGUCACCUCAGCUACCAGCAGGAGCUUAGUCUUCAGGUGGCACACCCAAGUUGCACAGGUGUGACAAACCCUCCAUCUUUACCUCCAUCCACACCUUCCCUCCAUCUUUACUUCCAUCCACACCUUCUCUCCAUCUUUACCUCCGUCCACACCUUCCCUCCAUCUUUACUUCCAUCCACACCUUCUCCCCAUCUUUACCUCCAUUCACACCUUCUCUCUAUCUUUACUUCCAUCCACACCUUCUCUCCAUCUUUACCUCCAUCCACACCUUCUUUCCAUCAUUACCUCAAUCCACACCUUCUCUCCAUUUCCUCCAUCCACACCUUCUCUCCAUUUUUACCUCCAUCCACACCUUCUCUCCAUCUUUACCUCCAUCCACACCUUCUUUCCAUCAUUACCUCAAUCCACACCUUCUCUCCAUUUCCUCCAUCCACACCUUCUCUCCAUUUUUACCUCCAUCCACACCUUCUCUCCAUCUUUACCUCCAUCCACACCUUCUCCCCACGUUGUCUUCUGUUCACACGUGACAUCACUUCCUGUGCAGAGCUUCCAGAGGUGUUCCUCCUCCAGAAGACGCCAUCCUCUCCAGUCACCUGCAUGGCGACAGGUUUCUACCCCGACUUAGCCGACCUGUUUUGGAGGAAAGACGGCGAGCAGAUCUUCGAGGACGUGGAGCACGGAGAGCUGCUCCCCAACCACGACGGAACCUUCCAGAUGUCAGUGGAGCUGAAAGUGGAGGUGACGGCCGAGGUGGAGGGCAAGUACGAAUGUGUGUUCCAGCUGUCUGGCGUCAAGGAGGACCUGGUCACCAAGCUGGAGAGAAGAAGCAUCCUGAGCAACGCAAGCCAUGAAGUGAUUAGUGGCUCGGGGGAGGCACCUCCCUGUGGCCAGCAGUAA